AUGGCCACUACCAAAGCACAAGCUGUUGCCGACAUGCGUGCAUUCGCUGAUGCUGACAAUCCCCUCGAGGAAAUUACGCAAGCCAACCAGAUCAAGUCUCCUCUACUCAAAUUGCCCGCCGAGAUUCGCGGCAUUAUUUACGAAUAUGUCUUCUGCGACCUCAUUGUCCGAGUCAAUACAAACGAGCCCCGGCUCAAACGGUACAGCACCUACCUCCAACCACUUGCACCACGCCAAUUAUGUCGUCAAAUUCGUUGCGAGACCCAAUCUGCCUAUUUCAAGUACACCCAGUUCUACUUCCAGAACUAUGAUCUCUGUGACAGCAGCGACAAAUUUGGCGGCGAAGAGGCUCAUGAAAGGCUUAAAAGUCGUCGGAAGAGAGUUGAGCGCAUCCACAUCAUAGUCACCCCUAUGAGGACUGCUUCGAGCUAUUACAAGCACUACGAGACGCAGCCCAGAGAACAUGUGUGUUUUAUGUUCGGGAAUAACGACAUUCAAUUGCACAUCAACGAUGACUGA
Parastagonospora nodorum SN15 is the source of this 519-nucleotide messenger RNA. RefSeq lists its product as hypothetical. Bases 1 to 519 code for a protein of 172 amino acids. NCBI's taxonomy places the organism in Eukaryota, Fungi, Ascomycota, Dothideomycetes, Pleosporales, Phaeosphaeriaceae. The transcript is spliced from 3 exons. The record is from RefSeq and is a predicted model, not a curated record.